Molecule: messenger RNA, 2475 nt
Organism: Moneuplotes crassus
Lineage: Eukaryota; Ciliophora; Spirotrichea; Euplotida; Euplotidae
Source: the annotation of a GenBank genome assembly
CUAUAAAGUUAUUCAAAAUGGGGUCUAGUUGUUGCAAUCCAAAGAGGAACUUGAAGAUUAAAGAAGUCAUGAGAAACCCUGCUAAAUUCAUUAAGACAGAUCAAAAACAUGCUAAAUAAUCUCAUUGGCGACACCCUUGAUGCCAAUGGACAAGGUAUAGAUUACAAAGAUUUGAACAUUGGUCCUGAGUUUAUGCUAAAAGAAUUAUUUACAAAUCAGAAUAAAUCUAAGGCUACCAAGAAAUAUUUUAAGAGAAAGAAGAAAUGGGAUAAAAUGGCUAACGUCUCGACAGAGAGAGGUCAGACCGAUUAUAAUAAAAUAUGCAAAAACUUGUAUGAAUUUUACAAAGAACACCCUCAGCUAUUUCGAAGAAGAGUUUGCAAAGGACCGCCUCCUGAAUAUAGAUGGUUAGCAUGGAAAGUACUGACAGGAGCUGUUAAUUACGAAGUCCCAGGUGCUUACCAAGAACUUUUAAAUAAAGCUGAUGAAUUUAACGACGAAGAGCAUCCUGUAUUAAACCAAAUAAACCUUGAUUUGAAUAGAACUUAUCCUUCCCACCCCUUUUACUCCCAACAUUAUGCAAGGAUAGGCCAGAGAGUUCUUCGGAGAGCCUUGAGAGCAUAUGCCAUGUACAACCCUGAAGUAGGGUACACCCAGAGUAUAAACUUCGUGAUGGGAUUUAUUCUGAUCGUUAACGGAGGAAGAGAUGAAGAAGCUUUCUGGCAAUUCAUAGCAAUUUCAAACCAAAACAACAAUUAUGGAAAUAUCAAAUAAUUUCGAGGGAGGAGUCAGUGAAUUUUAUUGUGACAAUUUCCCACUCUAUUGCCAGUUUGCAUUCCAAUUCAACACUUUAUUUGAACAACACAUCCCAAAUCUUAAGGCUCACUUUGAUGAGUUAUUCUUUAGUUCUGAAAUUUAUUUACAAAAGUGGUACAUGACCAUCUUCACCUGAUUUCCAUUCACGCUGACAAUCAGAUUUUGGGAUUAUCUGCUGUGAGAAGGACUUAUCUAUAUGUUCAAAUUUCCCUUGGAAAAGAUUACUGUCAGAAGGCCUUGAAGGAGUCAACGAAAUCAUAGAUUUCACCAAAGACAGCAAGGAGUCUGAACCAGGAAGUGAAAAUGCUAUCCUACCAUCUAUUGAAGAAAUCAUAGAUCGGUCAAAUAAAGUCAAAGUAACGAAGGAAGAGAUUAUGUCUCUAAAGAAGGAAUAUGAACAAAAAUAUGCCAGAAAUCCGCCAAAAGAAAUCAAAAGAUUGCCUACAUUCUUUGACAUUAAGAGUGAGGAGGGUAAAGACAUCUCAGGUUCAAACAAAAAUAUUUCUGUUUUCACUCCAGUGCAAGUGAGAAACAGCCAAAAGGUUGAUCGCAAAAAGGUGGAAGAUAUUAUGAACAAAGAAAUAGAGAAUGCUAAAGAGCAAGAGGAUAGUCAAGACGCAAGAACACCCAUAGCCGGGCAAAAAGUAGAACAAAGGCCUUCCUUUAAGAAUAACAAAAGGGAUCUUGGCACUUUUGGAGAAGAGCUAGAUAAAGAACUCGAUAAAGAGCAAAGAAAAUAAGAAAUUCGAGGAUUUGAGAAGAAUGCCUUUCUCUCUUAAUGACGAUGAUAAUGGCAUGAUUUUUCCUACCCCUCAGAAAAAGAGAAGAAAGAAGAGCAGAAUCCAUAAGCAAAUCUCUGUCAAUCCACAGAACUAUUUUAAGGAGCCACCAGAAGUCAAAUUGAUGGACUUGGAGGAGGAAGAUAUAUUGAGCCAUGGAUUAGACUUUGCUCUUGGAGAAGAUUGCUCCCAGUUGUUCCAGAGCUUUGAAAUUUUCGAUCAGGACCAGCUCUUUAGUCAGCCAGACAAUGAGGCAAAGAAUGAUCUUGAUAAACAUAACAAGAGUAAUAAUGUGGUCGACCAGGCUAAUCUUUAUCUGAAUUUGAGUAAUAAGAUGUGAGCAAACGUAAAAGAAGAUACUCGUCAAGAAGUAAACACCAAUGUUGAGUUAGCACAAGAGCAGAAGCUCUACAGACAGACAACAUUAAAAACAGGACAUUUUACAGGAGCAAAUGUGACUUGUGCUGAUUCUCAACAGAAAAAGAACCACAAGAAGUUAAAGUCUGAAUUCGGGCAUGAUUGCACUGUUGCCACAAACAAACGACAUAAGUCAUUCACUAGCAAUAAUGAUAAAUUGUACCAAGCCUUAAACUUUGAGAAUGAAACUGAGAAGGUGAGCAAUCAUUCUGCAUUUAUCCGACCAUCCUCUGCAAGUGAUUUGAAGAAGACAAAAUAUAAGCCAAAUGUGAUUAAAGGAUUUUGAUCCUCAGAGGCCUCUUCUAAACCUGAGGAUGAAAACAAGCAGAUUGAGGAGAACCCUGUUGAGCUGAAGUACGACUUCUACAAUAGCGGGGUUGAAUUUUACAAAAAUGACCAAACUCCUGAGAGACAAGACAUUACUUUGGAAGAAAAUAAUUUGAAGAUCCUUAAAACUCCUUAA